Closterium sp. NIES-65 is the source of this 1116-nucleotide messenger RNA. Lineage: Eukaryota; Viridiplantae; Streptophyta; Zygnematophyceae; Desmidiales; Closteriaceae. The record is from the annotation of a GenBank genome assembly.
AUGAAAUACAGGCUCGCUGAGAAGGAGCUAGGGCGGGGGAACUUUGGAGUGAUUCACGUAGUGGAGAGCCCUCAGACUGGGGAGCAGUUUGCAUGCAAGAGCAUCACCAAGGCCAAAUUUGAGGUGAGCAGUGCUGCAAUGUUCCAUUGGUGCAUGGCAUGCAGUGUAUAUGAGCUAGCUGAGAAGGAGCUAGGGCGGGGGAACUUUGGAGUGAUUCACGUAGCGGAGAGCCUUCAGACUUGGGAGCAGUUUGCAUACAAUAGCAUCACCAAGGCUAAAUUCGAGUGUUGGGACGACGUGGAGGACGUGAGGAGGGAGUGUUGGGACGAUGUGGAGGACGUGAGGAGGGAGUGUUGGGACGAUGUGGAGGACGUGCGGAGGGAGGUGAGCGUGCUGGAGACGCUGAGAGGCAAUCCGUAUGUGGUGUUGAUAGUUGAGACGAUCGAAGAUGAGAAGGAGGUGCACAUAGUGAUGGAGCUGUGCAGCGGGGGCGAGCUCUUUAAUCGCAUUCUAGACCGCAAGCACUACGGGGAAAGGCAGGCAGCUCGGGUGAUUCGCUCCGUCGUGGAGGUUUUGGGCGAGCGCUGCAAGCUGAGAGCCGGAACACCCAACUACAUUGCCCCGGAGGUGAUAGCCAAGAACUACAGUCCUAUCCAUUUACCCUAUCCUACCCAUUCUCUCUCCUUCCCCCCCUCCCAUCCUCCACCUUCAGGCGAGCGCUGCAAGCUGAGGGCCGGAACGCCCAACUACAUACAUGGCCCUGGAAGUCGUAGCGAAGAACUACGGCACGGAGGCGGACGUGUGGAGUGCGGGGGUGAUCCUUUCCUUCCCCUUAUCCAACCCGUUUUGCCCCAGGGGGGCAUCCCCAUCCCCUCCCUCCUCCCAUCCUCUCCCUCCCUCCCUCUCUCCCAUCCUCCCUCCCUCCCUCCCUCCCCAGGCGAGAGGUGCAAGCUGCGUGCCGGAACUCCGAAUUACAUUGCUCCAGAAGUUAUUGCAAAAAAUUACGGAGCUGAAGCGGACGUGUGGAGUGCGGGGGUGAUCCUGUACGUGCUGCUGUGCGGGCUGCCGCCCUUCUGGGGGGACACCACAGAGGACGUCUUCAAGAGCAUUUUGUGA